ACUCCAAAUCGCUACGCCGUUCUACGCGAUAUCUUCAAUAAUCAUUAUCAACCACAACGCCGGAAUGCGGAAACAGGAGAAGACUUAUCAAUGUCCUUGUUGGCUCGAUUAGCACAGCUUUUUGCAGUGAAAGCUAAAACCAGUAAGUAUGCCAUGAAUCACCUAUGCACCAAUAUUCCUGUCUUUCUCAAGCGUGUAUGGGUCGCAUAUCUGAGUCAUCUGCGCCAUGAACAUAACCUUACCUUUCGAAUCAGCAUCUCUAGCAUGGCAAAACAAAUCUGUAAUUUGAUCACAACGCACAGAACUCAUUUGACUCAGCGUUUAAUUGAACGAAUUCCAGCAGCAAUCUUUACUGAGCCAACACACUGCACGAUUCGAACAAGCAUAUGCCGGCGUGAAUAUCGCACGCAUAGUACAGCGACCGUCCAUAUCUGGCCCUGCAAUGCUAGUGAAUUCGCUAUCCUUUUAUAUCUGGCUGUCACUUGAAGCCCAGCCUUUCCAAUUCUGUCCCAAGUGGACUCCACUGCCACUUG
Molecule: messenger RNA, 533 nt
Organism: Zychaea mexicana
Lineage: Eukaryota; Fungi; Mucoromycota; Mucoromycetes; Mucorales; Lichtheimiaceae
Exons: 5
Coding region: 91-486 (131 amino acids)
Source: RefSeq, a predicted model, not a curated record